Molecule: messenger RNA, 2229 nt
Organism: Ogataea philodendri
Lineage: Eukaryota; Fungi; Ascomycota; Pichiomycetes; Pichiales; Pichiaceae
Exons: 1
Coding region: 1-2229 (742 amino acids)
Molecular function (GO): protein dimerization activity
Source: RefSeq, a predicted model, not a curated record
AUGUCGUUACUAGAGUUUGAUAACUACGACGGCCUACUGUCGUCUAUGAACAAAAAGAAAAAUGCAUCCUCGGGGCAAGACGAUGGAAACUACCAUUAUCCCGAAUUCGAUACCGCCGAUGUGGAUUUUGCAGAUAUCAACGAUGUUAUGAGUACUUACAACUCUGCAACGAUGUCUCCGUAUUCCAACGGGUCGUCACCAGACAAUAUGUUCCCUGCCGCAUUCAACCCAGGAAGCUACGACGAUUUCGCUAUGAACAAAUCCGACUCUGAAAACACCACCAGAUCCGGUGACAUGCCUUCUUUGACCACCACACAUACCGCGUCUUCCCUUUCGACGAAUGGAAUUGUCAAACUCGAAGAUGAGGACCUGUUCCAAAUUAAACGCAGAAGACAACCAAGCACUAAAAGUAUCGAGCAUGGAAUCACCAAAGGCAAGAAGUUCAAGUCUCCUCACAACCUGAUCGAAAAAAAGUACAGAACUAAUAUCAACACCAAGAUUGUCGAGCUUAGAAACUGUGUUCCUGCGCUCCGUAUCUUGGUUGCCAAAGAAAAUAAUCACCAUACAAAUUCCUCCGACAGAGUUGAUGAUUACGAUGACGAUUACGAGGGUGACGGGUACACUGAUGACGAAGAAAAACUGGAUGGAUUACAGCCAGCACGCAAACUAAACAAGGCCACGAUUCUCUCGAAAGCUGCCGAAUAUAUCAAGCACCUUGAGUGGAAGAACGAAAUAUUAAUGAGAAAGAACGAGCGUUUGCUGGGAAUGCUCAAAGGACAUGGCAACCCAGCCGAUAUGGACUUUUCUUUGUCUUCUCCCGAAAAUGAUCUUACACAUUCCCAAACCGGCUCGAGCCUUAGCUCAUCUCCAAACCAAUUCUCUUCAGCCCCUGCAAACGCCUAUCCCGAGAGUUCGAUGCCCUUCAGCAACAAGGUGCUACUUGGUGGCAUGACUUGUAUGCUUGGAGCUUCUGCUUUCGAUGACAUGGCUGCCGGAUCUGCAGACAGAAAGGGUUUAUUUUCUGUGCCGAUUUUUGCGUUUUCCACGACAACUUCCUCUGGCUCUUUCAACUCCAGCAUGUUGAGACCUUUCCUUGGUCUGUCCAAAUUCUUGCUGUGUCUUGGAAUGAUCUACUUCUAUGUGAUUGUUCCUUUGCUCGGAAUGAAGAAACAAGAAUUCCAUCCACUGAAAACUUACCACCGUCUUAUGAGCUUGACAGCUACCGAUUUGGAACGGUUCUUGAAGACCACUGAUCCAUCAAAAGUCUAUCUUGGACUGGUCGGCCUGUUUAACCUCGAGCAGAAUCCAUCAAACUUGUUUGUGAAGUCUGUCUAUCUUAAAAAAUGCGGCGAGUUGACUGGAUCGAAAUUUUUGCAAGCUCAAAUCUUUGAUCGUCUUGGUAAAAAAUACUGGGACGAGGCAAAGGAUCAAUCAAAAGACCAAAAGCUUUCAUUAUUAUUGGAGAACUCUUCUUAUGACGCGCUGUCACUGCAGUUUUCCAAAAAGUAUGAGCAGUUUGACCUGAUCACACAAUACUUGCAUGGUGUCAAUGAUGCUCUUUUGAACGAAUCGUUGCAAAAGCUUGUGUUGUAUCAAAGUGUUUCAAUGAAAUACUCAAAAGACAAAUCUGAUUUGCUUGAGCUCGAGCUCACCGCCAUGAAGGUUGAGAUCAAUCAACUGUUGGAGCGCGUUACAAAACUGUCCAAGAUUUUGAACAGAAAUGAAGACCGAUGCCAAAUUCUCAAGUUCUUGGUGAAGCCAACCGAAGCAAACUUAAAGGCAGCCUUCGAUGUGGAGGAGACCAAUGAUAAUGAGAUGAUCGGUCUUGUGUGCUGCGCAUUGAAGUACCAGCUACUUAACUUCAACGACGAGUAUGAUUUGUUGCACGACUGGUUCUCGAAACUGAGUCUGCCCAACUUCAGCAAUGGAGGUCACAUGAAGCUGUUUGAAUUUGUUGCAAUUUUGAACGUCCUGCAACUCACCAGCCUUGAUCUCCUGGGAAAACUUGACGAGGUUAACCUCCACAACGACGAAAAGGAAAGCCACCAACCGGGAGAACCAGAUUUGAUUCCUCGUCCGGCUAUUUCCAAACUAAAUUUCAAAUUACUUAAUGUCGUGGCAAAUAUGCGCAUUUUUGCCGGAAACAAAGACUUCCCAGCUCCUUUGGAAGUGAAGGAUCAGCUGGUGGAGUUCUUUGUUGAGAUCAUCGAAAAGCUCAAUGGGUUUUAG